Molecule: messenger RNA, 695 nt
Organism: Sphaeramia orbicularis (orbiculate cardinalfish)
Lineage: Eukaryota; Metazoa; Chordata; Actinopteri; Kurtiformes; Apogonidae
Gene: mxra7
Product: matrix-remodelling associated 7
Exons: 5
Coding region: 115-564 (149 amino acids)
Source: RefSeq, a predicted model, not a curated record
UGUUUGGUCCAGACGCGGCAGGAGGCAUGUCCAUUAUCGGCUUAGCGGACUGAGCCUCGGUCCCAGUGAACCCAGACCGGCCUCCGGGACUCCGGGAGCAGCUCUGCCUCAGACAUGGACGUCACCCUGCUUCUGUCCGCCAUCAUCUGCACUCUGUUAGCUCUGGUAGUGGCCACGUCCCUCCUGAACGGAUCCGCCGGAGAGUUCGCCAACCCCAGGAACUACUUUGGACACAGAGACAGUUCAGCCGGAGGAGCGGAUGGGUCUGGACCCAGGCACAACGGAUAUUUACCGGACAAGAGGAAGAAGAAGGCGGCGGUGGACGACUGGAGUGACCUGAGCGGAAGCUCCCACGACCACUGGGAUGUGGUGAAGACGGUGCUCUCAAAUGAAGGAGCCACAGAGAACCCGGGCAGCAACGAUAAAGUGGAAUCGAAGUUUAAUAAUUUCAUGAAGUACAUCCCUGGAAAGUCACAAUCCCACCAUUUGCAAACGAUGAUGUCUAAAGAGGAGCUGGAGGAGGAGCAGAGGAUAAAGUCCAACACAGACUUUAACUGUCUGUAGCCUGUUGGAGAGGCAGAGCUUUUCUGUGGGUUCAACAGGAGCAGCUGGCCGCCAUCUUCCAACUACUGAAGGACAACAAGGAGACGUUUGGGGAGGUGACGGAGGGAGACAUGGAGGAGCAGCUCAAACUC